Episyrphus balteatus (marmalade hoverfly) is the source of this 1771-nucleotide messenger RNA. RefSeq names its product probable cytochrome P450 28d1. The transcript is spliced from 7 exons. Bases 167 to 1687 code for a protein of 506 amino acids. Gene Ontology annotation, molecular function: oxidoreductase activity, acting on paired donors, with incorporation or reduction of molecular oxygen; monooxygenase activity; heme binding. Lineage: Eukaryota; Metazoa; Arthropoda; Insecta; Diptera; Syrphidae. The record is from RefSeq and is a predicted model, not a curated record.
AAAUUAAUAUCACUACUCUCUAGUCGUAUCAAUUUAAACUAAUAAACAAAAUUUCAAAGACUUGUGUGUAUCACUUUCGGUUCUAACUCGAACGCAGUCACAACUUAAAUCAGUCGGUUGUUAAAUUUCAAAAAAGAAUAUAGUGAAUUGCGGGAACUAAAAAAAAAUGAUUUUCUCGUUACUUGUGACUUUGGGUCUUAUCGGAGUUAUUAUAGGACUAGGCUAUUUGUUUCUAGUAUGGAAUUUUGAUUAUUGGAAGAAGAGAGGCAUUAAAGGACCAAAACCAUAUCCAUUUUAUGGAAGCCUUCCAAGUAUGGUUACACAGAAACGUAAUCCUGGUUACGACUUGAGAGACAUUUACAACCAAUACCAUAAAGAUGAAGAUUUUGUUGGAGUUUAUAGCAUCCGAACUCCGGAACUAUUGAUUUUGAGUCCAGAAUUUGUUCAUAAGGUAUUCGUAAGUGAGUUUAAAAACUUUCAUGACAAUGAAGCUGCAACUUGGAUGGAUGAAAAGAGGGAGAAGAUCUUGGCUCAUAAUCCAUUUGUCCUGACUGGUGAGCAAUGGAAAGAACGUCGUCAAGAAAUCACACCUGGAAUAUCACUUAAUAGGAUUAAAGCAGUCUAUCCAGUAACACAAGAAGCCUGUGGAAAGCUAACUAAAUACAUUAGAAAUCUUUGCUCCAAGCCUGACCCUAAUGGAUUCGAUGCGAAAGACAUUACACUACGAUUUACUUCAGAUUUGGUUACCGAUGCUGUUUUAGGAGUUAAGGCUGAAAGUUUAUCAGAUAGUCCAACACCAGUCUUAGCAAUGACCAAAAAACUUUUCGAAUUGAGUAGUGUGUUUGCAACUUACAUUUUCAUAUCUGGACUUUGGCCAACAAUCAAAAAAUUCUACAAAGUUAAAUUUUUCCAAAAAGAUUGUGAAGACUUUUUCUUGGAUCUUUUGGGAAAAUCUCUUGAUAUGAGGCGUCAACAGAAAACAGAUCGUUUGGAUUUUAUGAAUUAUAUGUUGCAAGUGCAGGAGAAAAAAAAUUUACCCAAUAAUGAACUAUUGUCGCAUAUGAUGACAUUUUUGAUAGACGGUUUUGAGACAUCAGCUAAUGUGAUAACAGUGUGUCUUUAUCAGUUGGCUAAAAACCCUGCUGAACAAGAAAAACUGCGAACUGAAAUCCUCAAUAAUCUCAACAAAAACGGUGAGCUUGACUUUGAAUAUCUUGAUGGACCCUCUUACGUUGAUCAAUGUUUAAACGAAAGCAUUAGACUAAUACCACCAGUAAUUGUUCACAAGAAACUGUGUACUGAACCAUGUGUGUUGACCAACAGAAAUGGAGUGAAGCUUCAGGUUAAUCGCAAUGAUAUUGUCUUAAUACCGGCAUAUGCUCUAUAUUUCGAUCCACAAUACUUUCCUAAUCCAGAAGAAUUCAAACCAGAACGUUUUAGUGAAGAAAAUGGCGGAGUAAAGAAAUAUCGUGAUAUGAGUGUAUUCUUUCCGUUUGGUGAUGGACCUCGGAUAUGUUUGGGAAUGAAAUUUGCUUUAAUACAAACUAAAGCAGCUAUUGCUGAAAUAGUGAGAAAUUUCAAUAUCAAACUUAAUGCAAGGACAAACAAAGAUAAUAAACUGAAUCCAACUGCCUUCCUUGGCGAACUUGAUGGUGGAGUUUGGCUUGAUUUUGAAGAGAGAAAUUGAAUUUUCUACAAACUUUAUUCUUUAGUUAUUUUUAUGAUUAAAUUUAAAAUUUUUGUAUUUAAUUGUUAAAUAAACGAAAAAAUA